CACUGUGAAGAGACACCAUGUCUGAUAAAGAAACUAUUUAAUUGAGGUGGCUUGUUUACACUGUCAGGGGUUCAGCCCAUUACCAUCAUCAUGGUGAGCAUGGCGGUGUGCAGGCAGACUUGGUGUUGAAGCUAAGAGUGCCAGAUCUUGCAGGCAUCAGGAAGUCAACUGAAUGUCACACUGAGUAAAGUCAGAAAAAACCUCAAAGACCACCCCCACAGUGACACACUUCCUCAGUCAAACCCACACUUUCUUAUAAUGCCACUCCCUUUGGGGGCCAUUUUCUUUCAAACCACAACAGUGUCUGUAUCAGUGUCAAUAAAGACCUUCAUUGACUCUGUCCUAAUAUGUUUCUUUUCCCCUGAGGAAAACAAAGCCAGAAGGAGUUACUGGCAAUCAUUCUAGGUCAGGCUAUAGGUGCAGAGGACAGACGCCAGAAGGAAAGUUAAGGCUUUGAGAUUGUCAGAAAAGAGGAAAGGGCAUUCCAACCAUACAGAUUUGAGGUAGAAAAGGGGGCACAGAUUAGAAAAGGGUAGAUCCCUACCCCUAAGUCUAUGCCUACUCCACUUUCAGGAAGGUGUGGGGUCUCUCACAGGAGAAAGACAGAGGCCAAGACUGACUCUGAGUCCAGAGCAUGAUAGGUGCUCAACCAGAACCAAAAGUGGCCAAGAAAGUGUGGAUGGUGUGAGGAAAUGGGAUAUUACCCAACAGAUGGGAUUCUGAUGGUGACAGAGGGAGAGAGGAAGGAGAUAGUGGUAUAGAUCCAGGGGAGGGAGUGGGGGUAGUAGGGAUGGAGUAGAUGGCAGAAGUGUAUAGAGUUUAGUGGAAAAGGAUGGAGGUGUCUGAGGUUGGAAAGAGGAGAAUGAAACUGGAGAAGAUUGGCCUGAGGAUGAGAAAAGUAAACGUAGGUUUUAGGGAAAGGCAAGAGAAGCCAACAGAUGGCCCUAGACUUCCAAAGUGGCAGGACAGGUGGCAAGAGGUGAGUGAUAGGGAAGUUUUAGAAACCCAAACAGUAGGAUAAUCCCUAAAAGUGCAAAUCAUAAGCCUAGCUAAUGAGUUUUGAACAAAUUUCCAACUGUUUACCAAUAUAAGGGUACUGAUCGGAGUGCACCAGGGUUGUUGUGAACUUGACCCAGACUGCCUUUGAAAGAGCUGGACCUAGAGAUCUGGUAAAUGGUCAUCAAGUUUCAUAGGAGAGCCAGUCAAUCUCACAAAAAAAAAAGUGUGCAUCCUUUUUUGUGAACAAACCCCCAUAGUCUUGCCCAAAGCUUUGGGAGAAAAAAAUUUAAUUACAUAAUUCUUUAUUGAUUCUUUGGAAACUUCACAUCUUGUACCCCAAUCCUGCUCACCUUCCAGUCCCUCUAUAACUGUUACUCACCCUGAAGCAUCCCUGCUAAAGAAAUCCCCCCAAAAUUAAUUAAAAACAAAAAAUACCACACCCUUCCAUCUUUCUCACCUCUCUAACACCUUUCCAUCCAUUCUAGUGUCAUUUGGAGCUAUGGUGUGUCACACAGUGCUGUGGCUUAAAAGCUUCUCCAGUGUGGCAGAGCCAGACACAGAGCCCUGUGUGGAUGGUUGGGUGUAUGACCGAAGCACCUUCCUCUCCACCACUGUGACCCAGUGGGACCUGGUAUGUGGAUCUCAGGCACUGAAUUCAGUGGCUAAAUUUAUAUUCAUGAUGGGCCUUCUUACAGGACAUAUCAUAGGUGGACGUUUAUCAGACAGGUUUGGGAGGAAGUUGGUUUUCACGGGUGCUCUACUGCUAAUGGCCAUGACUGAAACCUGUGCAGCUGUGGCUCCCACCUUCCUCAUCUACUGCUCACUCCGCUUCCUGGCAGGGGUGUCCUCCUCGUCCAUGAGGACAAACGGUGCUUUGCUCAUUUUAGAAUGGACAAGCCCUAAAUUCCAAGCUUUGGUAAUGGCACUGGCAUUUUGUGCUGGGGGGAUUGGGCAGCUAAUAUUGGGAGGCCUGGCUUUUGCUAUCCGAAACUGGCACCACCUCCAGCUCGCAAUGUCUGUACCAAUGUUCUUCUUCCUUCUUCUCACAAGGUGGCUAUCAGAGUCAGCUCGGUGGCUGAUUGUGACCAACAAACCCCAGAAGGGCUUAAAGGAACUUAGAAAAGUUGCACACAUAAAUGGAAUGAAGAGUUCUGAAGAUGUCCUAACCAUAGAGGUUGUGAGAAUCACUAUGAAAGAGGAACUGGAGGCAGCACAGACAAAACAUUCCCUGUUGAACUUGUUCCGUACACCCAACCUACGUAAGCGGGUCUGUCUCCUGUGCUUUGUGAGAUUUGUGUCAUUGAUCCCUGUUUUGGGUCUGCUUAUCCACUUCCAGUACCUGAGCAGUAAUGUGUUCCUACUGCAGUGUCUCUAUGGUGUGGUAUCCAUCCCAGCCAAUGUUCUUGGAAAAUUUUCAAUGAAUUACAUGGGCCGCAGAAUAACCCAAAUGAUUUUCAUGUCUCUGAUGGGAAUCUCCAUUUUGACCAUCAUAUUUUUGCCUCAAGAAAUGCAGACCCUGCGUACAAUUUUGGCAACAUUUGGAGGAGCAAUUUCUUCUGCCUCUUUGACGAGUACUCUAGUGCAUGCAAAUGAGCUUGUCCCCACUGUAAUCAGGGCAACUGCUCUGGGAGUCGUUGGAAUUGCUGGUAGUGCUGGGGCAGCCCUGUCUCCCCUGUUUAUGAUCCUCACGAUGUACUCUGCCAACUUGCCCUGGAUCAUCUAUGGAGUCCUCUCCAUCUUUGGUGGCCUUGUUGCCCUUCUCCUUCCUGAGACCAAGAAUCAGCCUCUGCCUGACUCCAUCCAAGAUGUGGAAAAUGAUUCCAGGAGGAAAAGCUCAAGAGAGGCAAAGAAGGACACUGUCACCAAGGUGACACCAUUUUAAAGAAUUUCAACAACUGACCUCUGAUCAAGAAGAAAAACAAAGAAAAAUGUCAUUCAGGAUAUGGUGCCCCAGGAUUGUUCUUAAAUGUUAGCAAAAUUUUUCCCUAUAAACCAUAUGUAUAAAUAGUGAACUAAAUUAAAAUUAUACCAGUUUACCAUAUAUAAAGUAACUAAAAUAAAUCACAGCAAGAAAUUUGAAGAAAGUCAUACUAUA
Messenger RNA from Arvicola amphibius (Eurasian water vole), 3094 nucleotides. Its product is annotated as solute carrier family 22 member 19-like. Lineage: Eukaryota; Metazoa; Chordata; Mammalia; Rodentia; Cricetidae. Gene Ontology annotation, biological process: transmembrane transport. Gene Ontology annotation, molecular function: transmembrane transporter activity. The transcript has 11 exons. The coding region runs from base 1499 to 2881 and encodes 460 amino acids. Gene Ontology annotation, cellular component: membrane. The record is from RefSeq and is a predicted model, not a curated record.